UUUCUUAGAUAAUGUCUCAUAAAGUCAUUCAACCAAUAAUUUAGUAUCUUUAAUUUAGGAUUAGGAUUUAAGUAUGUUUUUUGUUUACGGGUGGGAUUAGGAUUUGUUUAAAAUUGGCAUAUAAAUACAUCCAAAUCAUCACCUUCAACUCUUCACCAGUUCUUCUACAAUGGACAUUGACAGUACAACCUUGAAACCUAAGGGGAGAGUAUUUCGCAGAGUCUUGACCGGCUAUUACGACGGCGCUGUUCAGGCGAUACCAGUGAUACCGGGGAACAGAGGGUGGUUCAUCUUCGCUACUUUUAUUGCGCAUGCAGUCACUUCUUUUGCAACGCCGCUCAUCUUUAGACGCUUCCGAGGAAGAAGAAGUGCCUUGGACGGCUUCUUGUUCAUGCUAGGGUACUGCGCCACGCAUUUUUCUCUCUUGGCUGCACUUUGUCAAGCCUAUCGUCGCGGCCUUUUACAGCGUCAGCUGGGUAGAGACGUGCCUGCAUCAAGGUGCGAGCUUGGUCGCCUGGCUAAAUCUGCAAAUUUCUUGAUUUCUAUUGUUACUGCUGUGCUAGCGCGCAGGUAUCUGGCUUACCAGUUGGAAAUUGCGAUCGUCAUAGCAAGUCUCACUAUGUAUGCACAUGCCAUGAUCAGAUUCGUAUGCUGCAUCUUUCUAGACCUAUGCCUCCGUGAUUUACUCUUGGCUGCGCUUAUGCAUAUGCUGGUCUUUGUAGCGUUCGGCAAUUCUCAUGCAUUUAUUGCAGCUUUAAUCUUCUGUGGUGCUCUCAUUUUGCACCAGUUUUUCUUCUAUACACCCGUCCCUGAUAUUUCUGUUGAGGAGCGGAUUGAAGCUGGUGCGCUGCGUUUGCUUGGACACUGUCGCUGAUUUCAUUUUAGGAUGUAAUAGUUUUAGUCCUACCAAUUUAAUUUCUAUCAAAAUUUAACUUUAUUAUUUAUGCAGUCUAUUUAAAUUCAAGUAAUCAAAUUGUUACCUCUUUAA
Mercurialis annua (annual mercury) is the source of this 988-nucleotide messenger RNA. RefSeq lists its product as uncharacterized. The coding region runs from base 170 to 874 and encodes 234 amino acids. The record is from RefSeq and is a predicted model, not a curated record. NCBI's taxonomy places the organism in Eukaryota, Viridiplantae, Streptophyta, Magnoliopsida, Malpighiales, Euphorbiaceae. The transcript has 2 exons.